GAGUCGGUGCCUGCAGCCGCAGACCCCUCAGUCGUCGUCGGUGGAAUAAAAACAGGAGCGACUCACGGUGUAAAAAAACAAAAAGGGCGACGUUUCUUUUUCAGCCGCCGGAGAGAGAAGUGGCGUGGAUGUAUGUAACUUUUCCGCCAUUGUUGGGGUGAAGAAGGACGGCUGAAAACAGGAGCUCACCCGCAGCUGGAGGAGUUUUGUGUCAGGACUUUAAAGAGAAACAGGCGACCGUCUCACCGCUAACGGAGGUUUGGCCUUCCAGAUCUUCCCUCCCGCUCACCUUCCUCCCUGCCUGAUCCUUUUUUUUGCCUCAUUGGCUGCUGUUCCCCAGAGGGCGGAGCUAAGUAUGGGUUAAGAGAGCCGAGAGACGACACCAAGACGACACAAGCUGAGGAGGCGCUCUAACCUGCACAGGUGGUGACGGGUGCAGGACGCUGUCAUGGCGCUGCUGCGGAGAAGGCUAAAGCUUGUUGUGACGGUGACGAUGGUCAACCUCUUCAUCUUCAUCAUCAUCUCCCGACACAGCAGCCAAGACAAAAACGACCAUCACAAGGUCCACGUCCCCUCCAAACCCUUCUGGACCAAACUGGUUCCCAACUCUGCUUACUGGAACCGCCAGCAGCAGAUUAUGGACCUUCAGAACAAUCCCGUCCUGAUGGCCAACAACAGCACCGCAGACAUUCCUGACUGGAUCAACGACACCAGUUUGACCUCUGACCCCUGCCAUCCUAACCUCAGGGUAACUACUCAGUUGAAGGACUACAAUUCCCUACCGGACCGCUUUAAGGACUUCCUGGCUUACAUGCACUGCCGCUCGUAUCCGAUCAUGGUGGACCAGCCUCACAUCUGUAAGGCGCCGCCGUUCCUGCUUCUGGCUGUCAAGUCCCUGGCGCCGCACUUUGACCGUCGCCAGGCCAUCCGCCAGUCCUGGGGACAGGCGGGUGUCAUAGCUAAUCAGACAGUGGUUACCAUCUUCCUCCUUGGCAACGCCACAGCUGGGGAUCACCACCCGGAUCUGUCCGAGAUGCUGCACUACGAGAGCGCCCGCCAUAAAGACAUCAUCCAGUGGGAUUACAGAGACUCAUUCUUUAACUUAACCGUCAAGGAAGUUCUGUUCCUGGAGUGGAUCCAGACCCGCUGCUCCGGUGCUCGCUUCAUCUUCAAAGGCGACGACGACGUCUUUGUCAACACGUACCGCAUCCUGGACUUCCUCAAGGGCCUCUCGGAGCCCAAAGCCAAGGACCUGUUUGUGGGUGACGUGAUCACAAACGCGGGGCCGCACCGAGACAAAAAGGUCAAGUACUUUAUCCCGGAGAGCAUGUACGUUGGGACGUACCCUCCGUACGCAGGAGGAGGCGGGUACCUUUACUCUGGUGACAUCGCUGCUCGUCUGCACAACGCGUCCCAACAUGUAGCGCUCUACCCGAUAGACGACGUCUACACGGGGAUGUGUCUUAGGAAACUAGGACUGGCCCCCGAGAAGCACAAAGGCUUCAGGACCUUUAACAUCGAGGAGAAGUACAGGUCGAACCCCUGCGCCUACAAGAGCUUAAUGCUCGUUCACCCGAGGACCCCGCAGGAGAUGAUCCAGAUCUGGGCCUGGCUCAGCAGCCCUAACCUGACCUGCCAGUGACGCGUCCGCAGCGGGCAGUGAGGGACUAAAACAACCCCGGAGACAAGGACAAGUUCAUUUUUUUCCCCAAAGGGUCAAAGAGACAAAUAUUUUAUUUUGGGUCACGACUUGAGAGUUGGCAGCUUUAAGUUAAGAUAUUAUUAUAACGGUCACUUGGAGCAAGUUGACACAUUUUUACCUCCAAAAAUGAGGACGGAUGUGUUGUUUUCAAAGUGGCCACCAUAGUAUUUUGACUUGACGGCAGACUUCCGUAGACGAGCUAACCCUGCUUUACUGUCGAACGAGCUUCACCCAAAGUGGCCGUGUCUUUCUCUGCGUGCACAUAUUUAUAUCACAACUAUUUAUAUAAGGCCUUUAUAAUGCUUUAACACUGUGUGUCGGCUCCGUGACGGAGCGUCUCAAUGCUGUAUUAUAGAAAUAAGGGGACUAAGAACUGGGAGAUGUCCACCUGGGACUCGCUGUUGUUUGGUCGAGGGAAAAGACGCUGAUGACGGUGAUGAAAAUCGCUCAUGUUUUCAGCACUCUUGACUGUCUAAAUGUUUCAAACAUAAUUGUAAGAGUGAGGCUGAUACGGACGGUUCACAUGCCACGUUUUUUUGCCCUCAAAUCAGUUGUUUUCCAUGAAGACGUGCGGAAGACGUGCUUAAAAUCGAGAACAACGCCGUUAAAGCGCACAAACAUUCCCAAGCGUCUGUUUUUGUGGAGCAGUGGGUGCACACUGAGAUAAACAAAGUUCAGCUUUAGGAAUGCAGCUGAGACAUACGAUGCUUUUCUUUGUACGUAAUAUUCAUUCAUUGCGCAAAAUGGGAAAAAUACUUCAAAGACAAAGGGUCAAUGUUUUGUUCAUGUUCACUCUGCCAAUGAAUUUUGAAGCCAAAAUCAGAAGAUAUUAUCGUGCAUCCCUAGUACAGGCUAUAAUGUUACUUUUUUUAUAACAAUUUUUGGUGAUCUGAUCCAUAGCAGUCAUUUCUGAUGGAUUUUAAACCGCAGACACUGAGGUUAACCACAUUACACGGGGUGCAGGUGCAGCUGCAGCUCCGUUCAAAUGUGAAGUGGUGCAGCAAUACUAAGUUUAAAGCAGUCAUCAGAUCAUGCAGCGCUCACAAAAUGUUAACGGAGCGGUAGUUGAUUUCAGCGUGUGCUCAUUACACAGAGCAGCAGUGGGCGUGCAGGAAUUGAGAAAAUCAUUAUCAUUGCAGUUUCCCAAAUGCUCUGUUUUACACGUCCAAACAGAUACCCAUAGUUUUGAAAAAUCUGCACCUUUAGAAGGCAUUUUAAAAAAAUCUGUGUUUUAGUGGCCGAAACUUUGUUUGCACAUGGACAAGAGGCCAAAACAUAAAGGGGAAAUAUAUGUUUUCAAAAAUAUCUGUUUACAAGUAGACAGGGCCUUAGCGCAGGGCUAGACAGAGAAUACUCUAAAAACACACCUGCAGGGAGGAUUAGCUCUUGCUUUCUGUUAAGCAGGCUUUGAUACGGUGCUGGUAACGGUAGUUAAGCCACGUCAGGCACAACCUGUCUCCGCCUGUGAAAGUUGGCACAGAGUAGACAGAAGAGUAGCACCCAAAUUCACGUUUUCUGGGCAUUAAAAGACGCAGCAUGUGACCCGGUCCUAAUUCUUCACCUCUUGGUCACCACCAGUCGUUCCCACACGCAGCAGUUUUUUUGCUGCUGAAGCUUUAAAAGGACUUCCGAGUGAACACUUCCCAGUAGCUGUUGCUGGAGGCUUAGUUUGUGCUGCUAUUCCCAUCCACACUCCCGAAAGUAUUCAUGUGACUCGCUCCAACUCAAACUAAACCUCACCAGAACUUGUUUCGUUCAGUUUGUGUUCAUUUACAAAGCAUCUUGAAAAGUCUGUUUUACCGUAAAUUCAUCGAAUCCAGAUGUGUCACUUUUUGUUUUAUUAAUGAUUUUUUGUUUUCCAUAAUUCUUUUGAACCGGUGGGUAAAUCAUGUUACAACAAAACCUCCUGUGGUCCUCAGAGCUUCAGACUGUUAGAGUGAAUCCACAUUUUGCUUUCAGUUAACAGGAAUGUGCGAGUGGAGCUCCGUGCAGCUCAGCAGGUCUGGGCUUGGUUUGGAGACGGGUGGAGAAAUCAAAAAUGCUGUCAAAUUCUGCUUCAGGUUCUCACUUUACACGAAAACACAAACUGCUCACAUGAAGUGCAUUUCCAGAGGUUUGUGUCACUUCGAGCUGCCGGCGUAGAGCUUCUCGCUUUAACUCGCCUCAUGAGUGUCUGCGGCUGAACGCUGUUAAACGCUGCUUCACUGGGAUGUCAGCGAAUGCUUUUGAACAGGUGGGACUUCAUGUCUGAGCUUUUUAAGCUUUUUUUUACUUGAUAAAUUGUCUCUGCAAUGUUCGCUGAUCGUUUAUCCAUUUAUAGUGGAAAUGACUUCUUAUUGUCUUUUUUUUACUUUGUUUCCACGACUGUUUGUUGGUGAAGGUUUGAAACGGCGGAUAACUCAGUUUGGAUUGAAAGUCUUUAUUGUUUCUGCUCACUACUGUAUUGCUUUUCUUGCUUUAUGAGAGAAGUGCUGCACAUAUUUACUUUGCAUCUAUUUUAUCUAAUGUUUUCUGAAUGUGAGACACAGAUUUAAAGUUUUCAGAUGCAGUUUUUGUCUCUUUGUGUCUCUCAGACUCUGUUGGAAAAGGUCAGACGUGUGUGAGAUGAAUGUAUCUUUACCCAGGUUCAGGAGUCAAUCGACUUGGACUCGUUUCAGUUUAAGAAAUCGAUUUUUUUCAGUAUUCAUGCUCUGAGAGUCUCUGGAUCCACUCCAUAAAUUCAACACUGACUCUAAGCGUCAGUCCGACCAUGAACCUGGUUGUUACACUUUGAUCUGAGAGAAGAAGAGCAUGUUUGCACGCCUCGGUUUGAGCUCCCCCUGCUGGUCAGGACGGUGAUCUUCUCUCAUUAAAGGGAUAGUGCACAUUUUUUAAGGUUAUUGAAAGUUUGUUACAUACAGUAGAUGUCAGCAACAAAAUGUACUUUAGUCACCUAAAAAAAUCAAUAUUAGCGUGUGUUUUUUAGCAUUUUAGUGCAUGCUAUAUUGAGAAGAUCUUCACUGCUUUACCGUUAUGUCAGAAAGUGAUUUCCAACUGGUAAAUUAUUAUAUCGCACUCUUUAAAGCUAAACUGCAUUGUGAAAAAAGGUGACUUAACAUCUCUAUAAAUAGGAGCUAAAAUUAGUGUUUUUAAUAACGUAAUUAGUAUAGCACCUUUAAAAACUGUUUGACAAACAAAGCAAAGCAAAAGCAAGAAGGUUUCUUGCAGUGGCAACAUGAUUAUAAAAGCCGAACAAUAAUACUAAGGCCAGUCAAAAGUGAAAGUAGAAUUUGAAAAAAAAAGAAAGGAGGAAAAAGUAUAUUAGAAGGAAGACAGAUAAUAAUGAGAAACAGAUAGAAACAAUUUAAAAACAAAAAUAAAAACUCACCAAUAAGAGGAAAUACGAUACAAAGAAUAUAAGCAUUAGACAAAGAAUAUUAAUAAUAAAACAAUUAAGCAUGCUAAGACAGAAGAAUAAUUUCAAAGAUAAAUUAAAAUAGAUUUAUUAAAAUAUAUAGAAAACUCUGCAAGUUGUAAAUCGGUAAAAAAUACUCUCAAUAUUUUGUUCAAUUAAACAGAAAUUAAUAUUUUUUUUAGUUUGCCAAAAUAUAUUUUGUCUGACUAUCCCACAGCAGUAUAAAGCAAAACCUCUGUGUCGGAUCGACAUCUACUGUCUGUAAUUGGCUGACUUACAUUGACCAUGGGUAAAAACCUCCUUCAGCACCACCUCAAAAAAUACAAACUAUCCCUUUAAAACAAUUUAAGAUCCCAAAUUUGUAGUCCGAAACCUAAGACAUAUAUUUUUAGCGUUUGAACCAUUUGUUUAUUAUCUCACUUUUGACUUUUUGGACGCUCCAAAUCAUCACUUAAAACAACUCGUCUCUCCGUUUUACCUUUUUUGUCGCUGUAAUGUGACUUUUCGUGGUGACUUUUAGGUGUCAGAUAGUUGGUGUUUGUCACACAAGAAAACAUAAAAAGUUAAGACAAUCUCAAAGAUUCUUAAAAGUUAAAUUUAUCAUUUUUUUGUGGGAUUCCCAACUUACUGGACACUGUUUUAUUUACAUUUACCUGCUAAAAUCCAUCCAUGUUGCAUAAAACAAACACUAAAAAGGAAACAGGAGCCAAGAGCAGAGUGGGGGUUAUUUCACCCGUCUGAAAUAUUGAAGAGGACGCAUCAUCUUGUUCUUUGAGUCACAUGUCUCAUUUUUCCAAAGCUCACAUACCAAUAAUAAUAGGCCACAUUCUGUCCUUGCUGCACACAGUUUGUGGCUACAUGAAAUGUUUACAUGCUUUAAAAAGUCAUCAGUCAGUUGUUUUUUGAAUUGUUACUUAGAGGUAUUGUCUGGUUGUCCACACUGAUGAGCAACUUUGUCUUUAUGUCUCACUGUUUGUGUCCCCUUGUGUUGUUUGUUCGAUUAUAAAGCCUUUUUCUGUCACUGCGCUUUAUUUUGUAAUUUUGCUCGACAGUUUUGUUUUGAAAUUAUCUUUUCCCUUUUUUUUGGACGCACAACUUGUGUUUGGACAGUCAGUGUUUCUCUGGUCGAAGUAGCCAGCAUGUGUCAUUUUCUGAGCUUCUGUAGAUGUUGUUUUUAAGGCAGAACAGUGAGACAGUGAGUGUGUAAAAUCGUCACAUUACCAUCAAUACGCGGUGAAAUGCAACCGAAGCUCCAGCUGCAGGAUUGUGACCUGCAGAGGAAUGUAUUAGUCGACACGACAGGUAAAAUAAAUCCAGCAAAUUCUAACACGAUUCAGGUGGAGUUACGUGAUAAAUGCCUGAUUGUUUUGGCAUUUAAUCAAUCGGGAUUUGGAUCAUUACCCGGAGAGAAAAUGUUGGAUGUUGUCCGUACUUUUACAAGCCAUUAACUCAUAUUUACGAGUACUGUCAGAAACCUGUCGUUACUGUGUUAAAAAACACCCGCACUAGUCAGAGAUGAUCACCAAAUCUGUGCCUGAUGUUUGUAAGUACUGUACCUGUAAGAUUAUCCUUCAACCACGUGAUCGCUUUUUUUUUAAUAUCUUGAACUUGACUUUAUUAUUUCAAUAAAGAUAUAUUUUGCUGUUUUUGUA
Messenger RNA from Plectropomus leopardus (leopard coralgrouper), 6748 nucleotides. It is a transcript of the gene b3gnt2b, whose product is annotated as UDP-GlcNAc:betaGal beta-1,3-N-acetylglucosaminyltransferase 2b. Lineage: Eukaryota; Metazoa; Chordata; Actinopteri; Perciformes; Serranidae. Gene Ontology annotation, cellular component: Golgi membrane. Gene Ontology annotation, biological process: poly-N-acetyllactosamine biosynthetic process; protein O-linked glycosylation. Gene Ontology annotation, molecular function: UDP-glycosyltransferase activity; hexosyltransferase activity. The record is from RefSeq and is a predicted model, not a curated record.